Toxotes jaculatrix (banded archerfish) is the source of this 848-nucleotide messenger RNA. RefSeq names its product N-acetyltransferase family 8 member 3. Gene Ontology annotation, molecular function: N-acetyltransferase activity. NCBI's taxonomy places the organism in Eukaryota, Metazoa, Chordata, Actinopteri, Toxotidae. The transcript is spliced from 2 exons. Bases 78 to 848 code for a protein of 256 amino acids. The record is from RefSeq and is a predicted model, not a curated record.
GUCUGUAGCUUAAGUUCAGGCGGAGCAGCAGGGUAAAGCCCUUCAGAGUGAGCGACAGACAAGGGGAGAGAGUCGACAUGGCCCAGAAAAAUAACUUUCAGUUCUCCAUCAGGGAAUAUAGACCUUCAGAUCAACAUAUGGUCAUGUCACUCUUUCGUGAUGGGAUACUCGAACAUGUGUACCCGGCCUUCUUCAGGGCCUUGAGUCACCCAGACCACAUCGGCAUUGCUCUGAGCAUUUCCAUGGCCGGCUAUGUGCUAGGAGGCAGCUCCUACUUCCAAGCUUUACUCUUUGGCAGCGCAUGGGCUGGCCUCAUUUAUUACUGCUGCUACGACAUCUACGAAGGCUACAUGUUGAGGCGUCUGAGCACAGACAUGGCCGACAUUCAAGCCAACUACCUGGAAAACCCAGAUAAUGGUUUCUGGGUGGCAGAGGCAGACAUUAACGGCCAGCCCAAGGUGGUGGGGGUGGCGGCGGUGAUGGGGAAGAGGGGGGAGGAAGAAGCUGAGAGGUUUGACGACUGGAACGGAGGAGUGAUGGGAGAAAGCUCGGAGUUUGUCCAAGAUGCCGGAGAUGGGAGUUACGCUGAGAUGUCCCACAUGGUUGUGGUGUUUCCAUGGCGCCGCAAAUGCCUGGGCUCACAGCUGACGCGGAAGGCCCUGGACUUCUGCAAAGAGCAAGGCUACGCCCGCCUGGUUCUGGACGUCAGCUCGCCACAGACGGCGGCCGUUUCCCUCUACCAAAAAUUCGGCUUUGUUCAAACUGCAUCCCACAGUAACACACACGCUAAUCGCUGGUUCUCCAAGCUGGCCCGAAUAAAUGUGAUGCGAAUGGAGAAGUUCAUUUAA